GGGCGCAAGAAGCAAUAACAAACAAACCUAGCAGUAAGCUAACGCAACUUUGGGAUACCGAACAUACAGGAAAAGUUUCUCCUUUACUGUGGACAAACAUAUUAUUGGUUAAUACACCACUAGCGGUGCAUGAUACCAUGUACACGGACUACAGAGAAGACAUAUAGUAAUCUGUCACGGAUACGACUUAACGUUAACUGUUUAGUGCAACUGUAUCGAGACCAAGGAUGGUUCGCCUUGGUGUGUGGUGCGCAGGAGCUCAAUGGUCUAUCCUUAUAGUGGUUUUUUGCAGCAUACUGGUCCCCUCACCCACACAUGCCUAUAUCUAUGCUCAUUAUAGCAAUAUGACCUCCAUGUUGUUUGAGGACCUGCCUGCCUUGUUUGGCGCCCCACUUCCUAAAGAAGGACUAAUGGGAGUGUUGGUGGUGUCCCGCCCGCUUAAUGGCUGUACAGCAAUAGACCCUCCUCCUCCACUGCCACCAUCUUAUGAUGCCAACACCACCAAAUUCAUCGCUCUCAUCAGACGCUAUGAUUGCAAUUUUGAUUUUAAGGUGUUGCAUGCACAGCAAGCUGGAUACAGUGCUGCAAUCGUUCACAACAUGUAUUCAGACACUUUGCUCAACAUGAACUACAGCAAUGAAACUAUUGCAGAGGAGAUUGAGAUCCCCUCUGUAUUCACCAGCUACUACGCCUCCCAAAUUCUCAGGAAUUUCAUAAUUCCAGAACAAGGGGCCUAUGUGAUCCUCAAACCGGAGUUUGCUUUCCCCCUCUCAUACUACCUUAUCCCCUUCACUGGAGUUGUAGGCAUGAUCAUUCUUGUGAUGUGUGUUGUCUUGAUUAUUCGCUGUGUACAGUACAGAAAGAGGCUGAGGAAAAAUCGUUUGUCUAAGGAACAACUGAAGCGGAUUCCAACCCACCGUUUCCGUAAAGGGGAUGACUAUGACGUGUGUGCAAUCUGUCUGGAUGAGUAUGAAGAGGGAGACAAACUGCGAGUUUUACCUUGUUCUCAUGCCUACCACUGCAAGUGUGUAGACCCUUGGCUCACACAGACCAAGAAGACGUGUCCGGUGUGCAAACAGCGCGUCACUCGGAACAACCCAGACCACUCCGAAUCCGAGUCUGAGGAGGAAACCGGAGGGCGCGGGGAGGAAGAAGGGACGGAGGGUGAAGCAGACACCGAGCGCACUCCGCUGCUCCGGCCCUCCAACCCGGGGUCUCCCUCAGUGAGCCCGGGGGCCUAUUCAGCCACCACCACCACUGCCCAGUGCCUCGUCUCCCCUGCACGCUGCGACUCGCCCAUCCUGGCCUACGAAGGCUACCACUCACCCCAGGAGGACACGGACUCAGAAAGCGAUGAUGCAGGAGAGUACAGGCGCCACACUGAUGACGACACUGCUCAGCUCAUUGGUAGGGAUAGAGUGGAGAUCUGAUGACUGAAACUUAGCUGCAAAGAGAUUACUGCGUGUCAUCGGACGUACUGUUAUCACACCGUACUUUUAAACACUUUCAGAUUUGUGGUUAGCUAGAAUCUUUUACCCAGUAACCAGAGGAGGUCUACUUGUUGGUGUCAAAGCACAUGCCGCACUCGCAUUGAUCAGUUUUACCAAAAUUCAACACUGAGCAUCAACCCACUUCUGUGCACACACUCACUUCAGUGCACCUAUAUUUGUCCGUAGACCUUCUUCUUUAAUGUAAUUCACAAGUUGACCACGCCACGUGACCUAACCACUAGUGCUGCACACAAUGAGUGGGCCACUUAAAUGUCUCGGUAAUCUAAUGUGCUGUUUAAGUAGGAGUGUGACUCUAGUAGAUGAAGCCUGUGUUGCUAAACAGAAUGAAUUCUACGCUCACACUUAAAGUGGAUCUUCUAGGUUUGUAAAGUUAAAGUAAGGUUAAUGCAGUUUGAAGACUCUCUGUUGUCUUAACCAUAAUUGUUUUCUACGUGACAGUGCUUCUUCUCAGCUUUGAAUCGUUUCCUAACGAGGACGUUCAAGUGGAGUGGAAGUGCUUGUCUUCAUUUUAUUUUUUAACCCCUUUAGCUCUAUUUUCACAUUUUUUUAAAAUCUAUAUUUCUGUCCUUUGAAGUGUGAUUUUUUUUCCUCAAAUUCCACUGUAAAUUGCGCUAUAAUAGACUAUUGGCAAGAUGUUAUCCAUUUCUGCUGCUUUUAAAUUGUUACUGAUAAUACUGUGCAGUCAGUCUAAGAAAAAUACUUUUAGCUUUAUCCAGUUUGUCACGUUGAACAAACUCAGGUUUAUAGCAACAAAUUAAAGGUCAGUUGGUAUUUUAGAUGAUAACAUAAUAAGAAUUAAUGGGGUUUGGUCUUAUGAAUUGUUUUAGCUUUUUGUUUUUUCUUUGAACCUAUAGAUUCAUGACUAUUUAAUGGCCGUUUUUUCCAUUUUUAUACACAACCGAAUGAUAACAUGUUGAAUCGUGGGACCCUGGAGGUGUUUUUAUGAAAAAAAAAAAAGAGCAUUGCCUUACGUUGGCCUUGAUGUACAUGUGUGUGUUAAAUUAAAUGUUUGGAAAUUGAAGGGACAGAAUCCACACUCCUUUUCUUUUCCUCUUGUCUGUAAUAUUGCUGGCUAGAAAGCCUCAGUCUCGUUCCCCGGCCUGAAAACGUGCCCCACCUUUGUUUUUAUCAUGACAAACAUAGGAAGAGAACGCCCGUGUUUCCUCAUGUUUAGUGCUAGCGGUGAUACAGAUGGUCAGCUUACACAUGCUUGAUUUGCACUUGAAAAUUUUGGACAAGCUCAGUGACCGUCAAACAAGAUAUGGUUUGUUUCUCUCCUUCAUAAAACGAGCUGGGCUAAGAAGCAGAAAGCUGUUUCACUGCUCCAGGUCAAUAAAUGCACAGCGUUUAAUUUGGAACUGGAGUUGUUGUUUUUAGUGUGUAAUAAUCUCACAGGGUGUGGAACUUUAAAGCGACUGUCCUCUAUAAUAAGAACAAGUGCUCCAGAUGAUAUUUUAAUUGUUUUAUCAAUUAAAAUAACGUGUCCUGCUGUAUAACCUCACCUAAAACCCAACUUAUAUCUACACCACAUCAGAAAGGGGACUGAACGCCCCCCCAAACCCACCACCAAAUGCACAAAUGCAUUCUUUGCCUGAGGAUUUGUUUUCAUGAAGUUGUAUUUUGGUGUUGGACUGUGAAGAGGGGCUCAGUAGGACCGUGAAAUCAGUACAUUCCAUCCUUCCAUUUGACUGAUGAUUGAUUAAAAGACUCCACACUAUUAAACUUUGAUCGGGACUUGUUGGCAAUAUAGUCUGUAUUGUAAAUAGAACAGCUGUUUUCCAAUUUAUGCUUCAAACGUCUUUUGUACUGUACUUUUUUUUUUUUUGCUCUAUAUGUCUCAAUUUUAGAGGCUGUUAACUGAAACAAAUGAAAAAAUAUAAUCCCCAAAUUAUUCAUUUUCCUUCUUCUUUUAGAACGUGCCUAGUUUAUCACAUUUAAAUAAUAAAUGUUCAGUGUCAAGUAUAAUUUCCAUGUAUAAAGCAGGUUUGAGAAUCCGUAGGAUGUCUAAACACAGUCUGUGGAAAGCUGGAUUUCAUGUCUGAUUUGUGGAAGAUUAAAUGAUAUUGAAAUGGG
Messenger RNA from Chelmon rostratus (copperband butterflyfish), 3584 nucleotides. RefSeq names its product ring finger protein 167 (gene rnf167). Gene Ontology annotation, molecular function: ubiquitin protein ligase activity. Gene Ontology annotation, cellular component: cytoplasm; nucleoplasm. Bases 228 to 1430 code for a protein of 400 amino acids. The record is from RefSeq and is a predicted model, not a curated record. The transcript is spliced from 10 exons. Gene Ontology annotation, biological process: ubiquitin-dependent protein catabolic process; protein ubiquitination; positive regulation of DNA-templated transcription. NCBI's taxonomy places the organism in Eukaryota, Metazoa, Chordata, Actinopteri, Chaetodontiformes, Chaetodontidae.